AUGGGAGUUGAUGCCUCGUCAUGGACUGCUGAGGUGCCCAGCUCAGUAUCCGGCCUGCAGGGCUUGUGCAUUAUUGUGCAUUAUGGUUCAAAGACACUGAUGAUGUUAUAUACCACCCAGACAGUUCCAAAGUAAUCGAAGACUACAAGGGUCGUACAGAGCUGGUGGGAGACCUCCGGCAGAAGAACUGCUCACUCAGAAUCGACACCCUCCAUUGCAUUGACAAGAGCCCUUUUAUUUCAGGGUUGAAAUCAAAGACCAUGACAAGUAUUCCUACAUACCUGACACAGUCUCCAUUGCAGUGAGCAGUACGUUCCCAGGGGAAGAAUUGACAAGGAGAAUUUCAAAUGUUGUAUUAUAGUUUCCCAUUAUUUAUCCUAAUGAUAGCUAUAGCUUCUUGUAGAUUUAAAUUAUAGUGCUGAAAGGACAGACCUAAUAACUGGUGGAAGCACACCUGAAAAUAACUGCAAUAACUAUUCUCUUCUCUUUGUUGAUUUCAUGCUCUCCACAGCCUGGAUUUGGCAAACUUCCAUUUUGAAAUCUAAAUAGAUUUAAAGCAUGUGGUUGAUCUACUGAAUUUGUCCUAAGAUGUUUAUUACAUAGUAAUUAGUUAUUAAAAGAUGCUCCAGUGGAUGUGAAGGUUGAGGGAGUGUCCAGUGUGAAGGAAGGAGACUCUGUAGAGCUGAGAUGCUCCAGUGAUAGUAACCCUGCUGCCCACAGCUACCGCUGGCACAACAGCAGACGGCCUCUGCCCACCACAGGACCUACCAUCACACUGGAGAAUGUGACCAGACUCACUGAAGCCCUCUUCUGCACUGCCAUCAGCACAGAGGGACAAGGCCAAUCCAGUCCACUGAAACUCAAUGUAGAGUGUAAGUAGAUGCCGCCAUUCUGUCAAUAAGAAACGUGCCCUUUCUGUGUAUAUAAUAUGAAGACAAUAUUCUUCAGGAUGUAGCACUACAUGUUCAUUCUCAUCCCAAACACCCCUGAGAUCAAAUUGGGCUCCGCCUGCACUUCAGACAUCUCCAUGGUAACCUGUCUGUGCAUUGUGGAUUCGGAGCCCCCCGGCACCGUGGAGUGGUCUCUUCCAUCCAGACCCCUGCCCACCCUGCCCAGUACCAGAGUGGAGAGGCAUGGGUCAGUUACCAUGGUGACCCUACAGAGGGCACUAGGCUUCUCAGAGACCAUCCACUGCCAUGCCAUUAACACACAGGGCAAUGCCACCUUGUCCUUCACUGUGUCCACAAAUGGUAAGGGAAACAGUGGGGGAAGGGUAUCAUAAAUGAAGUAUUACAGACUAUAUUAACAUCAUAAAGGUUAUUAUUUGUACAUUAAUAAAUCAUAUUUAUUUAUUUUUUGACAGAUAAGAUGUUGAUGCUGUACAUUUCAAUUGGUAUUGCUGCAUUGGUGGUGGUAGUAAUACUAAUUAUCAUGUCAGCUUGCCUGUUGACCAAGAAGGGGUAAGUUACUAUUUUAUUUAUUUUUUUGGAGGGAGCUACGUAGAUUUGUGUUUCUUUUUAGCUGUUUUGUUCUGUUUGAAUAACUUAGCAUUAUUUUUCUCAUCAGUGGGAGGAGUCAUAGUGACCAGCCAGUAACCAUAAAGCAGGACAUGGAUGCAUCCAAGUGUGCUUCCACAGAUCCCUUAACAUCAAGGUAUUUUUGUACAGGCUGUUCUAUCUGUGAUCAAAAUGUAUACAUCCUGCUGAGUUGCUAAAGACCAUUAGCUUACAUUCACUCUUAUUGUGUCUGAUCGUAUGAAGAGAAUGCAUCUGAGAGUGGCCCUAACUCUAUCCAAAGGAAAGUGCAGAAAGACACCAGCAAUGAAAUCCACACAAACUACUUCACCAACGAUCACCUAUAUGGCAACAUGGAGGUAUGUACUGUAGGCCUACUGCAGACAUUUACAGUAGAUAUCUGAGAUCUGAGAAGAACUUUGCACUAAAUACAAAGGAUAUAAAAAACUAUAGAGGUGUGGUUGUUGUUGACGAUAUCUCUUAUCUGGUUUCCUGUAGGCUGAAGAGGUUGGCGACCCAUACCAGUGUGAUGGUGGAGAUGAUGCAGUCUAUGCUAACGUGUGA
Messenger RNA from Coregonus sp. 'balchen', 2078 nucleotides. The record is from the annotation of a GenBank genome assembly. Lineage: Eukaryota; Metazoa; Chordata; Actinopteri; Salmoniformes; Salmonidae.